Messenger RNA from Chlorocebus sabaeus (green monkey), 627 nucleotides. RefSeq names its product secreted LY6/PLAUR domain containing 2 (gene SLURP2). The record is from RefSeq and is a predicted model, not a curated record. Gene Ontology annotation, cellular component: plasma membrane. Lineage: Eukaryota; Metazoa; Chordata; Mammalia; Primates; Cercopithecidae.
GGCGGGGUGCCAGCAGGUAUAAGGCAGCCGGCCAGGGCGCUGAAAGCCCGACCUCACCAGGAGAACAUGCAGUUCCACACUGGGCUCCUGCUGGCCGCCGUUCUGAGCCUACAGCUGGCUGCAGCCCAAGCCUUGUGGUGUCACCAGUGCACGGGCUUCGGAGGGUGCUCCCGUGGAUCCAGAUGCCCGUGGGACUCCACCCACUGUGUCACUACUGCCACCCGGGUCCUCAGCAACGUCGAGAACUUGCCUCUGGUCACCAAGAUGUGCCACACGGGCUGCCCCGAUAUCCCCAGCCUGGGCCUGGGCCCCUACGUAUCCAUUGCUUGCUGCCAGACCAGCCUCUGCAACCACGACUGACGACUGCCCUCCCCCAGGCCCCCGGACACUCAGCCCCCACAGCCCUCACGGCCUGGCGCCAGGGCCCACGGCCGCCCCUGCCUCGAGCCUGGCCAGCCCACAUCUCCUGGCCUCUGCAGCCACCAUCCAGCCUCACUUGUCCUCGGGAAGUCCUGUGUGGAGUCUUGUCUAAAUCUGCUGCUGUCCAAGCCUGAGGCCCGUCGUCCCUGCCACCCCUUCAGUUCCCAACCUCCCCCAAAUAAAAUAUGAUUGGAUCAUGUAGCACAA